Messenger RNA from Penaeus monodon (black tiger shrimp), 702 nucleotides. RefSeq lists its product as uncharacterized. NCBI's taxonomy places the organism in Eukaryota, Metazoa, Arthropoda, Malacostraca, Decapoda, Penaeidae. The record is from RefSeq and is a predicted model, not a curated record. The transcript is spliced from 3 exons. Bases 98 to 520 code for a protein of 140 amino acids.
CUUUUUCUCUCUCAAUCCUUCAUCCCCAACGAAGCCUUUUUCUUGAAGGAUCCUUCGCCUCCCUCUCCUUCUCCUUCCUUCAUUCCAAGUCCCAGAUAUGAAUUCCUUUAUCGUGCCGCUGCUGGUUUUCCUGAUUCUCUCCGGGGCGGCCAACCAGAGCAAGGGAAGAGGACUCAGGAACAAACAGAAAAAUAGUUGGUGGAGCAAAAGGGGGAUGCUGCCCCCCGUCCUCCCCUCUUCUUCAGAGAGAGAUGCUGAAGUCUUCAUCCCGGGCUCCGUAGCAUCUCGAGGAACGCCUUUCAACGCUGGAAUAAACAUGGCGGAUCUGCAAGGUCCCUCCCCGGCGUCAGACCAGGGAGACCCGCAACUCACGGUCCUGUCCCCUUGUCUGACCCAGCUCCGGCAACAACUUGGCUUCGCUCGCUACUGGCUCUUGCGGGGUUCCCUAAAUGACCUCGCUCGCCCUUACCUACAGCAGGAACCGGCCUAUCUGAGGUCAGAGGUCACGGAUGAAAAUUAAGUUGGUUUCGAUGGCCAGUGAGGCUGAGGAAGGUGUUUGGUGGUAUCCAAAAAUAUUUCUGUGGUGAAUAUGAUAACGUAUGUGGAUUUUAUAGAGGAGAGUGGUGAAAAACGAAGAGGUAAAUGGAUUUAAGGUCAGCUAAGGUUAAGGGUUAUCCAAGAGAAAUUCGUAUUAUUCAGUUC